Messenger RNA from Papaver somniferum (opium poppy), 2202 nucleotides. RefSeq names its product arginine--tRNA ligase, cytoplasmic-like. Gene Ontology annotation, molecular function: arginine-tRNA ligase activity; ATP binding. Gene Ontology annotation, biological process: arginyl-tRNA aminoacylation. Bases 1377 to 1880 code for a protein of 167 amino acids. The transcript is spliced from 12 exons. Lineage: Eukaryota; Viridiplantae; Streptophyta; Magnoliopsida; Ranunculales; Papaveraceae. The record is from RefSeq and is a predicted model, not a curated record.
UGAGCACGAUAGCUGAUUUUUUUUUGGUCUCACUUUCUAGGGUUUUGAACACAAUCACCAGAAAAAGGAUCUAAGGCUUAUUUGGAAGAAUGAUCUUUUCACCGAGGAGGAUCCUAAUAUUAAAGCCAUAAUACAGCUGAGACAAUCAAUGCUAAACGAGAAAGCCGGGAAAGCAGCUGAUACGACUCGUACAUAUCAGCAUCUGAAGAAACUGGAGGGAACAAUGCCAAUGCUGAGAAAGAGGAAAUCCAGCGAACACCAGCUACUAUCCUUGGGCUUGUACAACAAGCACUCAAGGGUGUUGAAUCUAGGUCCAAGUCCAUGUCAAACACUAUGACUAAAGAAUUUAAAGAUCAGCUCAAGGACAUCAGUGACACAAACGAACGAGUCAAUGAACUGGGGAAGCUCUUGGAAGUAGAGCAGCUACCAUCUAGCAACUUAGUUUCACAGGCUAUCGAAUGCAUGUUGGCCAAAAGCAUGAAAAGAUGGGCUCCAAACUUAAGAGGACAGUGAAGCUGUCAUUGAGGUUUCGGGGCCCUGCCUUGGAUUGCCAAUGGGAGCCAGUCAGUUGAGAUCCAUCAUAUUCCUAGAUAUGAUAGUUCGAAUGUUGAACUACGCAGGUGUUCAAGUUUGUGCAAAGAGUCAAGUUGGAGAUAGCGGAGAUAGGUUUGGGAUGUUAAUGGAGCACCUUGUCUAGAUUUGGGAUGUUGAUGGAGCACCUGAUUUGGGGUUGGCUGAGCCGCUGCCUACAGGAGAUCUGGAGGCAUAUGGCGCAGCACAGGCCAAAUGCAUUGACGAUGUUAAUGGCUUCAGAAGCAGAGCCAAAGGUGCUCUAAAUCGUCUCAAUGACAAGGAUUCAAAGUAUUCACAUGCAUAUUCAAUAAUCUGCAGUAUGAGCCGAGCAGAGUACAAGCAAAUCUAUGAGCGGCUCGGCGUGUUGUCUCCGGAUGAAACGUGUGUCAGCACUUAUGAUAAGCACAUUCAAGAUGUGGUUAAGGAUCUGACUGCGAAGGCGUUAAUCCAGAAGUCAACUGUGACAACAGGUAAUCAAGUUAUCUGUGGUGAAGACAAAGGGAUCGAAGUAAUAAUCAUGACCAGUGACGGGGCCUACAGUAUACAUGCGACUUUACUAACAGCUCUUGUCAACCAUCUGAAGGAGAAAAAAGAUGCGUGGAUAGUUUACGUGACCGAUGCUGGUGAAGCGAGAAUUUUCAAAUGUUACUUGAUGCUGCUAAGCAAGCAACUUCUGAUCGCGAUGUUGAUGAUUCCAAGCCUAAGAUUACACAUAUGGGGCUGGGUGAUUUUGUUGCUGGAGAUUAUAAUUCUUCGACUGGAGUGAUUGGAUUGCUUGACACUGUCAAACGCGCUGUAUUGCAAUGCUUCCUGUGGAAGCAAAAAAAUGGUCUGGAGAAGUGGCUGAUAAAAUUGCAGAGACUAUUAGCAUCGGUGCUCUCAAGUAUGCUGACUUAAAGAAUGACAGAGACAAUAGUUAUAAAUUCAACCUGGAUGAGAUGCUCUCUAAGCAGGGAAACUCUGCUUACAGUAUCCAGUCUGCCCAUGCUUGUAUAUCAGGCCUCAUCAGUUCACAUGGGAAGGCUUCUUUGGAGCAAGCAAAAGGGAGUGAUGUACGUAUAGUGCUGCUUGAGGAAGCGGAGCUGACCUUGGGUCGGCACCUUGCAAGCUUCACCCAGGUUGUUGAAAAUGCAUGCCUGGCUUUGAAGCCCCACUUUAUUUGUGACUACUUUACUCGCUUUGACAGCAAUUUUCUACCUUUAGCAAUACUUGCUCAAUAUCUGAUGAAAGAGGAGAGGUUAACUGUAGCCGGUUGUUGCUGUGUGAAGCAACCAAUCAAGUAUUUAAACAGUGUUUCGAUUUGCUAGGAAUUGACUAUGUGGUGGACAUAUGCGACAAUUUCUACUAGUAGAAGAAGUGGCGGACGUUAAUCCUGUGUAGAAGAAGAGAAAGUUGUUACAGUAGUAAAGUAUGACAUUAACCCGUGGUAUAUAAGAAGAAUAGGUUGACGCAGUGGUAAAUAUUGAUGAGCAAAAUAGGAAUUUGGUAGUCCUUUAUAAGACAAUGUUUUUGUUCCACGCUGUUACUAAUUUGAUAUUUUUGUUGCCAAGUUGCAGUAUUUUUGGCAAGUUCCUUUUUUGCUUAUGUAAACCUAGCCAGACUAGAAAACGUAAAAUGAUGCGGUUUAAU